AUGCACUUCAUCCACCACCGUGCCGCCACGCCUCCUCCUGCGUUCAAGAGUCCGUUUGCACCAUUGCAACUUGCAGGAGAAGAUGAGACGCAACUUGAGGCCGUGGCACGGAUUUUCGUACAGAACACUGUGUUGCAGUAUGAAAAGUUCAUUGCCCAGGACCAUCGAGAGAUAGAUGGUAAGUACUGGAAGUGCAUCAAGCAAGAACGUGAGCUCCGAGUGUUCCUCCAACGUCGACGCAAAGACGUUGAGCGCCGUACGCGUCGACAAUCACGUCUUCGGAGCUUUCGACACCGGAGCUCGAAAACCGCGAAACUAUCGGGGACCGACAUGUAUAACACGACCAGCUUUGGCAGUCGCGAAAGCAGUUGCAGCAGCAGCUCGAGCUUCUUUAGCCGUGGAACAGGCAGCUUUUCCAGCAACUACAGCAACACUAACAGCUCCGAUUGUCGAUCCACGACGUUUAGUAACGAGUCCAGCAUUGGAACUGGACCGUCCACACUACUAGGCGUUGAGUUGCCAAUCUUGCAGCUUGUGGGUUCCGUCCCAGGUUCACUAGACGAUGCCAUGUACGGCGCUCUUGGUGCAUCCGUUGAAGCGAUGCGGGUGCAGAGUACAUACGAGCACGACCACUUUACGGAUGGUGCCGUGCUGGCUACGAUCUUGACCCCCACAACCACUGACCCGUUCCGGUCCUUAUCGAUCAAGUGGAUGGAACACGCUGGUCCGACGAUUGACCAUCACCGGUAUCAUCCAUUGCACUACCCCAUGACUCUUCCAGGCGCAGGCACUCGAGAAGAUCUGGUCUUUCUGGAGGCUACAGGAACAACCACAUUGGCAUCCGGGGAACGAGUUGGGUACCAAUUGCGCCACUCGGUGCACUUCCCUCAGACUCACCUUCGCCCGAACGUGCGACGUGGGAACUUGUCCACAUGUACGCUCUUCCGCGAUGGAGGUGCAACCAUAACUGAUGCUCACGAAGGACCCCCUCGUGGAUCAAUCGAAGUCUUUGCUCGAGCUUGUCUGAGCGGUGGCAAUGCCGCGGUUCGAUCGACUACCGCUGCCAUGGCAGCCACGGGCAUGUUUGUGCUCUGUGGACGUAUGAAGAAACUCGCGUGGAUUCUAGCCCAGCGACAGCCCCCGAGUCAGUCACUCCUGGGGUUCGUCCAUCAGCAAUCGCAUCUAUCCGCACUUUCACGCUCGCUGCCGCCAUGCAAAGUUCGACAUGGCUCACUCACUGUCACGGUCUCCGCUGCUGCUGCCGCAGCGACAGCGGCACCUGACAACAAGUUGUGUGUGACGUGCAAAAAGCGAGGGCCGUGGUUCAGCGUGCGGGGUAAGAAGAAGAAGAUGAGAAAGAACUCGACAAGUACGUGUCAAUUAUGUUGGCGCUACGUGUGUUCCUCCUGUCGUCUCAAAAAGACCGUCACGAGCUGCGUGACAGACCAGCAAGGCAGCUCCGAUCGACUCACAACGCAUGUGGUGGAGCGAGAGGUUACCCUGUGCAACGUCUGUGUGCACCAAUGCAUGGUGGCCACCAGUGCUCGCGACGUGGCACGCGAAGAGAUUGAAGCUGAUCCGAAGCGGUGGCGCUUUCCAUCCCCGACUCACGACGACCGGGAACGGACUCGGAGCGGCUUGAUGCAAGCGCGUUUUCAGAUGCAGUUGCACGGCUUUGGUCGUGACACGAAUACUCGAGAGUCAACAAGACCUGCAGCCUCUUUGCGCUCGAAACUUGCUGAGAACAACGAAGUCUUUGGUCGCUAUGCCUGA
This is a messenger RNA of Peronospora matthiolae, 1773 nucleotides long. The record is from the annotation of a GenBank genome assembly. Lineage: Eukaryota; Oomycota; Peronosporomycetes; Peronosporales; Peronosporaceae.